This is a messenger RNA of Gloeophyllum trabeum ATCC 11539, 443 nucleotides long. RefSeq lists its product as uncharacterized. The coding region runs from base 41 to 286 and encodes 81 amino acids. The record is from RefSeq and is a predicted model, not a curated record. Lineage: Eukaryota; Fungi; Basidiomycota; Agaricomycetes; Gloeophyllales; Gloeophyllaceae. The transcript has a single exon.
GGAUCUUACAGGACUUAGUCUGCUUAGACGAUGUCGCCAGAUGGUACAAGCAACCCUGCUGCAUCCCCAUACCGCAGAGUCCGAGGGCAUUGGGCAACGUCUGUACGACCGUUACCCCAGGCCCCUCAGGACCUCAGAAUACAUGCGCCUCUGGGCCGCAGUAUGCCCGCCCAUCCGCUCGACCACUUCCCACUCUUCUUCGCUGUCUCCCAUCAACGCCUGCGCCUGUAUGAACUGGAACUCUACGCUCGCCCAAUCUAACCCGUCUUCCCCAGCCACUGCUUGAUCUCCAGCGGCUUCCCAGCCCUGGGCCUUUCCGCUGUCCAAAGCGCCUGGUUCCAGUUCCUUGGUCAUCUCGCCAUCCCGGUCGUCCUCGUCCAGUUCUACAUCUUUGACUUCCUGCUCUGUUACCGCCACCCGGACCUCGUCCUCCUCGCACACCG